Carya illinoinensis is the source of this 2081-nucleotide messenger RNA. Its product is annotated as dicarboxylate transporter 2.1, chloroplastic-like. Gene Ontology annotation, molecular function: transmembrane transporter activity. Lineage: Eukaryota; Viridiplantae; Streptophyta; Magnoliopsida; Fagales; Juglandaceae. The coding region runs from base 268 to 1950 and encodes 560 amino acids. The transcript is spliced from 4 exons. The record is from RefSeq and is a predicted model, not a curated record. Gene Ontology annotation, cellular component: membrane. Gene Ontology annotation, biological process: transmembrane transport.
UACAACACCUUAUAAAACGGAAGUUUCUGCUGUUUCUGUUCUUUUUAACUGUUGUAUAUGUCUUCAGUCCUCCCAUAGAUUUGAUUUCCCUCCGCACAAAACCUGCACGCACACUGAUUGUAUCUAACAGUAAUACUGUUGUCUUCCACCUCUCCUUUCGGAAGUUCUCUCUCUCUCUCUCUGUGUCUCAAAUCUGCUCUGCAGUGCACUCUUCUCCACCCCCAUCCCGCAGCCACUACCAAAGCUCUCUGCUUUUUGGCUAAACAAAUGGAGAGCUUCGCACUGCAUUCUAUCUCCACCUCCUUCUCUCUCCCCUCCCGCACUUCGUUCCUCCUCCACCGCUCCCGCCCCAUCUCCAAAUCCCCACCUUUCCUUCCUACCCUCCGAUAUUCCUCCUCCUCCUCCUUCUCCACCUUCUCCUCCUCUUCCUUUCCCCCUAUCCCAAAGCCUUCCCUCCUUAAAUCACGUCUAUCACCAAUUCACGCCUCCUCUUCCUCCAAAACCACAAACCCAUCUCCGCCUCCUCCUCCUCAAGGUGCCAAACCCAUCCCGUUCAUAAUCUCAAUCUCUAUUGGCCUCAUUGUCCGCUUUCUCGUCCCCAAACCCCCACAAGUCACUCCCCAGGCCUGGCAAUUACUCUCCAUCUUCCUCUCCACCGUCGCCGGCCUCGUCUUGAGCCCAUUGCCCGUCGGCGCUUGGGCUUUCCUCGGCCUCACCUCCUCCAUCGUCACCAAAACGCUGACCUUCUCCAGCGCCUUCGCCGCGUUCACCAACGAGGUCAUCUGGCUGAUUGUCAUCUCCUUCUUCUUCGCCCGCGGUUUCGUGAAGACCGGGUUGGGGGAUAGGAUCGCCACCUAUUUCGUCAAGUGGUUGGGGAAAAGUACCCUGGGGUUGUCAUACGGCUUGACGAUUAGCGAGGUGCUUAUCGCGCCGGCAAUGCCGAGCACCACCGCGAGGGCUGGUGGCGUGUUCUUGCCGAUAAUCAAGUCAUUGUCGCUUUCAGCCGGGAGCAAACCGGGGGAUCCCUCGGCAAGAAAGCUCGGGUCUUAUCUCAUUCAGUCCCAAUUUCAGUCUGCUUGUAACUCUAGUGCUCUUUUCCUAACUGCUGCAGCUCAAAACCUGCUCUGCCUCAAAUUAGCCGAGGAGCUAGGGGUGGUCAUUACAAGCCCCUGGAUUUCUUGGUUGAAGGCUGCUAGUUUGCCAGCACUUGUCUGUCUCCUAGCUACUCCAUUAAUCUUAUACAAGCUAUAUCCUCCUGAAGCCAAAGAUACACCAGAUGCCCCUGCCAUGGCUGCAAGGAAACUGGAACACAUGGGCCCUGUCACCAGAAAUGAGUGGGCGAUGGUUGGUACAAUGCUUCUUGCAGUCUCUUUGUGGGUCUUUGGAGAGGCUCUUGGUAUAGCAAGUGUUGUAGGUGCAAUGAUAGGCUUAUCGAUACUCCUUUUGCUGGGAGUCCUGAAUUGGGAGGAUUGCUUAAGUGAAAAAUCAGCAUGGGAUACCUUGGCUUGGUUUGCGGUUCUAGUGGGUAUGGCUGGACAAUUGACAAACCUUGGUAUCGUCGCCUGGAUGUCUGAUAGUGUGGCCAAGUCCCUCCAGUCUCUCUCUCUAAGUUGGUCAGCGGCAUUUGGCAUUCUUCAGGCAUCUUACUUCUUGAUCCACUACCUCUUUGCAAGUCAAACAGGUCAUGUUGGAGCUUUAUACUCUGCAUUCCUUGCAAUGCACUUGGCAGCGGGGGUUCCUGGCAUGUUGGCAGCUCUGGCUUUGGCUUACAACACUAAUCUUUUCGGUGCUAUAACACAUUAUAGCAGCGGUCAGGCUGCUGUAUACUAUGGAGCUGGUUACGUUGACCUUCCCGACGUAUUCAAAAUGGGCUUCAUAAUGGCUCUUACAAAUGCCGCCAUCUGGGUAGUAGUUGGAGGAUUUUGGUGGAAGUUUUUGGGCCUCUAUUGAUUUUCAGUUACAACAUAAGUAAAUCUGGUGUAUGUUGUCCUGUUGAGGACAUUGUUGAGCUCCCACUUUUUAUGUCGAAGAAACUUUUCAUUUUUAGUAGUUAUUUUUAUGAGCUUGAGCUCUGUUUUAAA